Messenger RNA from Argiope bruennichi, 1908 nucleotides. Its product is annotated as serine/arginine-rich splicing factor 2-like. Lineage: Eukaryota; Metazoa; Arthropoda; Arachnida; Araneae; Araneidae. Gene Ontology annotation, molecular function: RNA binding. The transcript has 3 exons. The coding region runs from base 98 to 775 and encodes 225 amino acids. The record is from RefSeq and is a predicted model, not a curated record.
CAAGAAAUUAUCAUUCUGGGAUCUUUCUCAGCGUUCAACGCCAUUUUGUUAAUGUUGUUGUAUUCAUGAGUUUACUUAUACGAAAUAAUAUUCAGCCAUGAGUUACUCAAGAGUUCCAAACAUUGAUGGAAUGACUUCAUUAAAAGUCGAUAAUCUAACUUAUCGAACAACUCCUGAAGACCUCAAGAGAGUUUUUGAAAAAUAUGGCGAUGUAGGUGAUGUCUAUAUUCCUCGUCACCCUUAUACUAGAGAGAGUAGAGGCUUUGCGUUUGUUCGGUUUUAUGACAACAGGGAUGCCGAAGAAGCCAUGGAUUCUUUAGAUGGUUAUAUUCUGGAUGGACGUGAGUUGCGUGUUCAAAUGGCCAGGUAUGGUCGUCCCGGCGAUCCCAGACGCGGAUCCAGGUCUCGACGCCGGCGAUCGCGAUCUAGGUCUAGAAGUCGUAGUAGAAGACGCUCCCGUUCCCGUUCAAGGUCAAGAUCACGUUCGCGCUCAAGAAGACACCGAAGCCGUACAAGAAGCAGGUCUGACAGUCGCCAUCGCCGAGAUGAUAGAUCUAGGUCUGAAAGUCCCAGUAAGAAAAAACGAGAUAGCAAGUCCAAGAGCCGUUCUAGAAGUUUAAGCCGGGAUAAAAACGGGGAUCGGGAUAGAAGUGGAAGCCGAAAUAAAUCUCGAAGUAGAAGCAGGAGCGAUAGUCCUUUAAAAGAACACGUUGGAAAUGAUGCAUUGAGGAGUCCAAGCAGAAGUCGUUCUCGUAGUCCAGAAAUGGAGGGAUGAACUCCAAAAUAAUGUGUUAAGCAUUGCCAUCAUUGUGCAGAGAAGCAAUUGCAAAUGCAGCACUUUUUUAAAGGUUAAAAUUUUUCUUGUAUCUGUGUUAUUUUGUACUUUUAUUAUGUAUGCUUUACGAAAUAACAGCUUGUCUUCAAAAUUUUAGUAGUUGUGUGAGCAUAAUAUUUGUGUUUCAAAAUAUCCUGUUAAUUUUCAUCAUUCAUGUUUAAGUAUAAUUUCAAUAUAAAACUAGAAAAUAUAUUUGUUUUGCAGUUAGUUCUUUGCCAGUAUACUUUACUGAAGUAUGGUAUGUAUUUGAAUUUAAAUAGCUGUACAUGUUGUAAGCAUUAUUAUAAUGUAAUGUGUGUCCAUUGUGUAUCUUCAUUUAUGGCAGAAAGCAUUUUACCUGUACAUUUUGAGACUACCAUCGUAUCUAUUAUAUGUGUUAUUUCAAAUUAAAAGACUAUUUGUAAAAUUUAAUCUAGGUGGAAAUUUAUUUAUAAUGACUUUCAUUUAAAAAAUUGUUCUGACACAAUUUUUGUAUUGUCUGUAACCACAGGCGCAGUAGUAUGCUGUAAUUGGUGAGCUGUGCCAGAUACUUCGUGCUGUUGCUGUGGUGUGCAGUCCCUGACCUGUACCUGAUCCGGUUGCUGAUUAAUUUCCGGGUUCCAGCGUAGCUGUUGUUCCAGGGAAUUGCUGAUGAAGUUCUAAUUUCUCUCUUGAUGAGACAUAAUGCUUAAAUUUCAGUUGGAACCCCUUGAAAUUAAAAUUUAUCAUUCAAAAUUUUAGUAACUCUGAUUUUGAAGCACCUGCUUCUGAGCAAAAAGUUAAUAUACACUGGUUCUGUUUAUUAAACAAUCCUUUCAAUAAUAUUUUUAAUUAAAACUAUUGGGAUUAAGUUUCUUAAAUAAUUGGAAAGUUUUGACCUUAAAGUGCAUGUGAUUAAAACUUUUAUUUUUAUAGUAAAUCCAUUUACGGUUUGAGCGAUUAAUUUUAUAUUUUACCUUUUUUCCCCCUCACCUUGAUUUGUUAUUUGUUUACUUAAUUAUUCACACUCUAUUUUCAGGCUGAAGCAGAAAAUAUUCCAUUUGUCAUGUGAUUUGUACAUCAUAUUUCAGUGUCAAUAAUAAAGGGGAAAAUGA